Messenger RNA from Gongylonema pulchrum, 216 nucleotides. NCBI's taxonomy places the organism in Eukaryota, Metazoa, Nematoda, Chromadorea, Rhabditida, Gongylonematidae. The record is from the annotation of a GenBank genome assembly.
AUGCUCACACUGGAUCCAAAGAAACGGGCAACAAUCGAGCAAGUCAAAAAGCAUCGUUGGUUGGAGUGUGAACUAAAAAAGUGGAACGACACUCAAACGUUUGUAAUGCAUUAUGACGCAAGUGAGCCACAGCAUCAGAUCCUGAAAUUGAUGCAAAGUCUAGGAAUUGACUGCAAUCGAACUGUACAGGUAAGUGCUGCGCAUUGCUUAGACUAA